Branchiostoma belcheri (Belcher's lancelet) is the source of this 2285-nucleotide messenger RNA. Its product is annotated as 1,4-alpha-glucan-branching enzyme-like. The record is from RefSeq and is a predicted model, not a curated record. The coding region runs from base 2 to 2083 and encodes 693 amino acids. The transcript is spliced from 14 exons. Gene Ontology annotation, cellular component: cytoplasm. NCBI's taxonomy places the organism in Eukaryota, Metazoa, Chordata, Leptocardii, Amphioxiformes, Branchiostomatidae. Gene Ontology annotation, molecular function: 1,4-alpha-glucan branching enzyme activity; cation binding; hydrolase activity, hydrolyzing O-glycosyl compounds. Gene Ontology annotation, biological process: glycogen biosynthetic process.
CAUGGCGACAAAAAUGGAGGUGGAAGAAACCGGUCCGGCGCCCCCUGACCUAGAACGGCUGUAUGACCUUGACUCGUACUUGAAACCUUUUGACAAGGAGAUCAAAAGAAGGUACAGAUGCUUCCUGGAUGUUCUUGAUCACAUCAACCAGCAUGAGGGAGGUCUGGAGAAGUUCAGCCGUGGGUACCAGUACUUCGGGAUCCAUGUAACGGAGGAUGGAGGGGUGGUGAUGAGGGAGUGGGCACCGGGAGCUGAGGAACUCUACCUCAUGGGCGACUUCAACGGAUGGAACAAAACCUCUCACUCCUUCAAGAAGCUGCCCUUCGGAAAAUGGGAGCUGGUUCUUCCCCCAAAGGCUGAUGGGAGUUGUCCUCUAGACCACCUGUCCAAGUACAAGCUUGUUGUGAAGGACAAAAACGGGCACCUGUUGGAACGGAUCUGCCCCUGGGCCAAGUACGCCAUCCCCUCGGACGAGACAAAAAUCUACGAGGCGACGUUCUGGAACCCUCCCGAGAAGUUUGUGUUCCAACAAACACGACCAAAGCUUCCCAGCAGCCUGAGAAUAUACGAGUCCCACGUGGGGAUAUCCUCUUGGGAGGGGAAGGUGGCAGACUACAAGCACUUUGCGUAUAACGUCAUUCCAAGGAUCAAGAAACAAGGUUACAACUGUAUCCAGAUGAUGGCCAUCAUGGAGCAUGCCUACUACGCCAGCUUUGGGUACCAAGUUACCAGCUUCUUCGCUGCCUCCAGUCGGUACGGUCCUCCGGAUGACCUGAAGCUUCUGAUCGACAUGGCGCACCGUGAGGGGAUAGUUGUUCUGCUGGACGUGGUUCACAGUCACGCCUCCAAGAACGUUCUGGACGGCCUUAACCAAUUUGACGGGACCAACGCCUGUUUCUUCCAUGACGGCAGCCGGGGGAUGCACGACUUGUGGGGCAGCAGAUGCUUCGACUACACCAACUGGGAAGUUCUCCGCUUCUUGCUGUCGAACCUGCGAUGGUGGAUGGAGGAGUACCGGUUUGACGGGUUUCGGUUCGACGGCGUGACGUCCAUGUUGUACCACAGCCACGGGAUCGCGCACGGCUUCAGCGGGGACCUCGGGGAGUACUUCGGGCUACCGACGGACUCCGAGUCCCUCACAUACCUCACGCUGGCCAACCACAUGCUGCACGAGUUAUACCCAGACUGCAUCACUAUAGCUGAGGAAGUGUCGGGAAUGCCAGCCCUGUGUAGACCUGUGUCAGAGGGAGGAAACGGCUUCGAUUAUCGCUUAGGAAUGGCAAUCCCAGAUAAAUGGAUAAAGGUUUUGAAAGAGUUUAAGGAUGAAGACUGGAACAUGGGCGACAUUGUUCACACCCUGAUCAACCGGAGACACGGAGAGAAGACCAUUGCUUACGCUGAGAGCCACGACCAGGCGCUGGUGGGAGACAAGACCCUGGCUUUCUGGCUCAUGGACGCUGAGAUGUACACCAACAUGUCCUGUCUGUCAGAGAUGACAGUUACAGUAGACAGGGGACUGGCUCUGCAUAAGAUGAUCCGUCUCAUCACACAUGGACUGGGAGGAGAGGGCUGGCUCAACUUCAUUGGAAACGAGUUUGGCCACCCGGAGUGGCUGGACUUCCCCCGAGUGGGGAACAACAGCAGCUUUCACUAUGCCCGCCGACAGUGGAACCUGGUGGAUGAUGAUCUACUUCGCUACAAAUUCCUCAACAACUUUGACCGAGACAUGAACCUGACAGAGAACCACUACGGCUGGCUGGCUACUGAACAGGCUUAUGUGAGCAGUAAGCAUGAAGGUGACAAGGUGAUAGUGUUCGAGAGAGGAGGGUGUGUUUUCGUCUUCAACUUCCACACAAAUCAGAGCUUCACUGACUACAGAAUCGGAUGUGACAUUCCCGGAAAGUACAAGAUAGUUCUGGACACAGAUGACCCAGCGUAUGCUGGACACAGCCGACUGGACCACAACACGGAGUUCUUCACUGAACCCAUCGAACAUGACAACAGGGCCAAUUCACUAAAGGUCUAUAUGCCAGCACGUGUGGGCUUCAUUCUCGCAAAACAAGGUGACACAGAGGAAUCCUAGGGACCAGACCAGCACCCAUCCAAGCACAGUCAAUAUAGUUUUGCCAUUGUCACGUUUCUCUAUGGAAGUUAAUUAUUUUUCCUCAUUUUGUCACCUAAUUGUCCUUUGCACAACAUCUGUAUCUGUAUAGCCGGUAUAACCGCCUUUUGGCGUAACACACCAGCUUCUGUAUCUGUAUAGCCGGUAUAACCGCCUUUCGGCG